This is a messenger RNA of Ceratotherium simum simum (southern white rhinoceros), 2627 nucleotides long. The record is from RefSeq and is a predicted model, not a curated record. NCBI's taxonomy places the organism in Eukaryota, Metazoa, Chordata, Mammalia, Perissodactyla, Rhinocerotidae.
CCUAUUUCAGAGUGCUAGAUUAAACUUCUCAGAGCACAGGCUCUGUUUUCCUGCUGCCCAAGGCAGAGUUAUCCACAUUUACCUGAUCAUAGAACCACCUGAGACACCCCUCCCCUAGGGAGUCUGAUUCCUUUGGUUUGAAGAGGAAUCCCGAUGCCUGCGGUUUUAACAAGCGCCCAGGUGAUUCUCCUGCUCAGAAACUCUCAGAGUGGACAUCGGGACCCUUUGUCACAAGGAACAAUGCUGCCCCGAUGGGAACUGUCUCUUUACCUGCUUGCUUCACUUGGCUUCCACUUCUACUCUUUCUAUGAAGUUUACAAAGUCUCCAGAGAGCAUGAAGAGGAACUGGACCGAGAAUUUGACCUGGAGACUGACACUUUAUUUGGAGGAUUAAAGAAGGACCCGACUGACUUUGAGUGGAGCUUCUGGAUGGAGUGGGGGAAGCAGUGGCUGGUGUGGCUUCUCCUCGGCCAUGCGGCUGUGUCUCAGAUGGCCAACCUGCUUGCAAGGAAGCACAGACCCUGGAUCCUCACAGCCUAUGGAAUGUGGGCCUGCUGGUGUGUGCUGGGAGCCCCAGGUGUGGCCAUGGUUUUUCUCCACACCAUCAUCUCCUUCUGUGUAGCCCAGUUCCGGUCACUGCUCCUGUCAUGGCUCUGUUCUCUCCUCCUGCUCUCCACACUGAGGCUGCAAGACAUGGAGGAAGUUAAGAGAGGAUGGUACCAGACAGAAAAUGAGUACUACUUGCUGCAGUUCACGCUGACCGUGCGCUGCCUGUACUACACCAGCUUCAGCCUCGAGUUCUGCUGGCAGCAGCGGCCCGCUGGGCGCACCUCCUACUCCUUUCCCUGGCUGGUGGCCUAUGUCUUCUAUUACCCCGUCUUCCACAAUGGGCCCAUCCUCAGCCUCCCGGAGUUCAUCCGACAGAUGCAGCAGCAAGAGCGCCGCUCGAUGAAGGCCAGCCUUUCCGUCCUUGUGCUGGGGCUGGGCCGCCUCCUCUGCUCUUGGUGGUUGGCGGAGCUGAUGGUCCACCUUAUGUACAUGCAUGCCAUCUACAGCAGCACCCCCCUCCUGGGGGCCGUCUCCUCCUGGACCUUAGGAGGACUGGCGUUGGCUCAAGUGCUCUUUUUCUAUGUGAAGUACUUGGUGCUCUUCGGCGUCCCAGCUCUGCUCAUGCGCCUGGAUGGACUCACCCCGCCGCCCCUCCCUCGCUGUGUGAGCACCAUGUUCAGUUUCACGGGGAUGUGGAGGUAUUUUGAUGUUGGACUGCAUAAUUUCUUAAUCAGGUAUGUGUACAUUCCAGUGGGUGGGUCCCAGCAUGGCCUGCUGGGGACACUGUUUUCCACUGCAUUGACGUUUGCAUUUGUGAGCUACUGGCAUGGUGGGUACGACUACCUCUGGUGCUGGGCAGCACUCAACUGGCUGGGAGUCACCGUGGAGAAUGGAGUCCGGAGGCUUGUGGAGACCCCGUGCAUCCGGGACAGCUUGGCCCGAUUCCUCUCCCCACAAGCUCGCCGUCGAUUCCACGCUGCCCUCGCAUCUUGUUCCACCUCCAUACUGAUCCUGUCCAACCUGGUGUUUCUCGGGGGCAAUCAAGUUGGGAAAAUCUACUGGAAUAGGAUCUUCAUACAAGGCUGGCCGUGGGUGACCCUCUCUGUCCUGGGAUUCCUGUACUGCUAUUCCCAUGUGGGCAUUGCCUGGGCCCAGACCUACUCCAUGGACUAAUGCUGCCAGGCCAGCCUUUGCUGCCAGUCUCCAAAGCAAAUGGUGCUUCACCCCGACCUGGCACCCCAAGAUAAGCUCCAAAGGACCAGUGCUUGAUCUGCUAAUCUUUUGUUGAAGUUACCUUACUCCAAGACUGGAAACUUGAGCUCUCGUAGAAAAUUGACAAUCAGAGAGUCUUCUAACUAUGGGGACUUAGAGAUCACCUCCCCCCAGCCCCAUCAUUUUCCUGUUGAGUAAGCUGGGGUCCAGAGCAGUAGAGUGUCUUGCCUAGCUGCACAUGGUGACAUUAUGGUCUAGAACCCAGUCUCCAGAGCCCUUCAGGUUCUUUCUCCUUUAUCAAGAAUUAAAUGUAAUGGACGUUUCUUGACUGAGGCACAGAAAUCUUUAUUAAUGAUAGACCUUUCCUCUACUGGGCAGUAUUUCUGAAACAUUUUGGUGAUAUUUAAGUGACCCCUUCCCCAUGUCCGGCAAUGUAGUCUCUAGAAUCAGCACUGGGGUUUGAGCUACACACUUCAGCUCCUCAGCAGGGAGGUGACAAAGCCACAGCUGUGUUUCUAGUUACCCAAAGAAGAUAGACUAUGUUCUGUGGCAUUCCAAGGAGUCAGUACCCCAGGAGAUCUGUUCUUUGAACUUCAUCAGGGUGAUCUACGUUUGGCUGCUUGUUUCCUAGAUUUGCAGAGAAGUAUAAACAUGGCAGUUCCUCUACCUGACAAUUAAUCAUUUCCCAAUAAAGGAACAGAAUUAAAAAAUCCAGGGAAUAGUGUAUCCACAGACGGGUGCUAUCAAGCAAGUCACAAAGGGGAAGGAUGGUUUCCUGUGGUUUUCUCUCCUCUCUCCACCCAGCGGUCAUCUUCCCACUCAGCGGUUUAUAUUUUGUUUCGAGUAAAGUGGAGCCUUUUCUAUCA